UUCGCCUGGAAGCUCUUAAAGGGGCCGCGCGCUCCUUUAAUGUGUGCUUUAUCCUUGCAAACAGGAGGAGCUGGUUGGGUUCAGAUGCAUUGUGGGAAUGGAAAGUUACUUUCAGUUUUGCGCAAGGAAGGCAAGAGGAAGCACGGGAAGGAGGAGGUGCAUGGCUGGGAAGGAGGAUUUUUGCACAAACUGCCACCCUGGACUCAAUAAGAAAAAGCAGUUCUAGGAGUUGUGAUACUCUCACAAGAAGAUCACAGCAACACAAUGACGCAAACCACAACCUCCAAAGACCCAGACGUUUCUGUGAGCGACGGAGAUGACGAAGAAGCGUCAGUGUUGCUGCAUUUAUAUCCAUACUCAGAGGAUAAGGAUGAUCCGCAGUGUCUAAAUGAUGAUGGGAUCUUGAAGCAUUCGACCACUCUGACAAACCGUCAGCGAGGGAACGAAGUUUCUGCGUUGCCGGCCACCUUGGACACUCUGUCCAUUCACCAGCUGGCAGCUCAAGGGGAACUGGUCCUGUUAAAGGAGAAUCUGCGGAAAGGUGAGAACUUGCUAAACAAGCCCGACGAACGAGGUUUUACCCCCUUAAUGUGGGCAUCAGCAUUUGGAGAAAUCGAAACUGUCCGCAGCAUGUUGGAAUGGGGUGCGGAUCCCCAUGCCCUUGCUAAGGAACGGGAGAGUGCAUUGUCGCUGGCCAGCACUGGAGGAUACACUGAUAUUGUUGCCCUGCUGCUGGACAAAGAAGUUGACAUCAACACCUAUGACUGGAAUGGUGGGACACCACUUCUCUAUGCUGUCCGGGGAAACCAUAUAAAGUGCGUCGAGGUGUUGCUAGCUCGAGGGGCCGACCUUACAACAGAAGCGGAUUCUGGGUACACACCAAUGGACCUUGCUGUAGCUUUGGGACACAAAAAAAGUCCAACAGGUUAUUGAAAAACAUAUACUUGAGCUGCUACGGGACAAAGUAACAGAGUAGUUUUCUGGUCUCCACCUGGCAUUCUCUCUCGUGAAGUUUGGAUUCGGGAACUCCUUGCUUUUUGGAGACUUACCUAUUUUGUGGACAUGGGAAGUUUUGGUGGUGGUUUUUGUUCCACGCAGAGAAGCUACAGCAGCUUUUAAGGUUCAGUUCAACCCUGUUGGAAAGGUUACGGGCACUGUUGGAAUGCCAGAAAUAUCUGACAUGGCGUGGUUUUCCGUGCCACCGUACCCCCACAAAACCCAAGUCCAUGUGCCACACACCAGAGGAGGAAGGCCCUCCUAAGUGACCAAUUUCCAGAUUACUCGAAGAGGUGAGCCAAGCUGCAGAAAAGAGGAGAAGAAAGGAAAUAAUGCUCUGUCCAGCUCCGCAUCAGAGUUUCAAAGCAAUGCAGCCUCGGAUGUCUGUAUUCCCCGUGAGCUGUUGUUCUUGCAUCCAUGUGAGCAGCACUUUUGCACAAGUGUACUUUAAAAGUAUGAAC
This is a messenger RNA of Sceloporus undulatus (fence lizard), 1457 nucleotides long. RefSeq names its product regulatory factor X associated ankyrin containing protein (gene RFXANK). The coding region runs from base 265 to 933 and encodes 222 amino acids. The transcript is spliced from 9 exons. Lineage: Eukaryota; Metazoa; Chordata; Lepidosauria; Squamata; Phrynosomatidae. Gene Ontology annotation, cellular component: nucleus. Gene Ontology annotation, molecular function: protein binding. The record is from RefSeq and is a predicted model, not a curated record. Gene Ontology annotation, biological process: regulation of transcription by RNA polymerase II.